This is a messenger RNA of Candoia aspera, 1963 nucleotides long. RefSeq names its product ultra-long-chain fatty acid omega-hydroxylase. The coding region runs from base 109 to 1698 and encodes 529 amino acids. Lineage: Eukaryota; Metazoa; Chordata; Lepidosauria; Squamata; Candoiidae. The record is from RefSeq and is a predicted model, not a curated record. The transcript is spliced from 13 exons. Gene Ontology annotation, molecular function: monooxygenase activity; heme binding; iron ion binding.
UGUGAUGUUCCUCAGUGAGCAUGCUCAGGGAGUUUCCGAGGUUGCUUACCACUUCGAGGACGUAGAGAGGGAGACAGCCAGGAGUAAAUAAAGUAUUGUGCGGCCAGGAUGUUGCCCCUCGCAGACUUGGUGCUAGAGAAACUGGCCCUGGAGAACACCCUGUUCCGAACCAUGGUUAUCUCCAGCUUGUUGCUUUGCCUGCUGGCCUUCCUCAUCCGCCAGUGUUUAAAGGCCUUUGACAUUUGCUACCAUUUUUAUGUCACUUGCCAGAGAUUACGCUGCUUCCCAGAGCCCCCUCGCCGCAACUGGCUCCUAGGCCACUUGGGUAUGGUUCAACCCACCGAGGAUGGAAUGGCCAAAGUGGCCCAGAUAGUAAGCACCUUAUCCUCAACAUUCCUCAUGUGGAUGGGACCCUUCAUGCCAGUACUUAUCUUGGUUCAUCCUGGUUAUAUCAAGCAGGUUUUGACAGCACCAGCUGAUACUGCUCCCAAGGACAAAGUCUUCUAUGGCUUCCUGAAGCCCUGGCUUGGAGAUGGAUUACUACUGAGCGAUGGGACAAAGUGGGCACGACACCGGCACUUGCUCACUUCCGCCUUUCAUUUUGCUAUCCUGAAGCCUUACCUGAAAAUCUUCAAGCAGAGCACAGACACCAUGCAUGCCGAGUGGCGCAAACUGCUGUCAGCAGGCCCUGCUUCUCUUGACAUGUUUAAGCACAUCAGCCUCAUGACUCUAGACAGCUUGCAGAAAUGUGUGUUCAGCUAUAGCAGCAACUGUCAAGAAAAAUCAAGUGACUAUAUCACAGCCACCUUGGAGCUCAGCUUCCUUGUUGUGCAUCGGCACCAUAACCUGCAUCUGCAUGUUGACUGGGUUUACUACCUGACAGCCGAGGGCCGCCGCUUCCGCAGCGCAUGUGACACUGUGCAUCAUUUCACAGCAAAUGUGAUUCGGGAGCGCCGGAUGGCACUUAACCGCUUGGGUGAGAAUGCCUGGCUCAGAUCAAAGCAGGACAAAACCAUCGACUUCAUUGAUAUUCUGUUGCUGGCCAAGGAUGAAGAGGGUCAACAUUUGUCUGAUGAAGACAUAGCAGCUGAGGCUGACACCUUCAUGUUUGAAGGCCAUGACACUACAGCAAGUGGCUUGUCCUGGAUACUAUACAAUCUGGCUCAACACCCGAAGUAUCAGGACCAGUGCCGGGCAGAGAUUCGGGAUCUGCUGCAGGGACGGGAAACAGAAGAAAUUGAAUGGAAAGAUCUCUCCCUCAUGCCCUUCACCACCAUGUGCAUCAAGGAGAGCCUGCGCCUGCACCCUCCAGUCACAGCCAUAUCUCGAUGCUGCACUGAGGAUGUGAACCUUCCUGAUGGACGAGUUAUCCCUAAAGGGAUUAUCUGCCUGAUCAGUAUCUUUGGGACCCAUCACAAUCCUGCUGUCUGGCCAGAGCCUGAGGUCUAUAACCCAUAUCGCUUUGAUCCAGCGGUCUCACAUCAUCCACUGGCUUUUGUGCCCUUCUCUGCAGGACCCAGGAACUGCAUUGGGCAGAACUUUGCCAUGGCAGAGCUAAAGGUGGCCCUGGCCCUGACACUGCUGAGGUUUGUGGUGCGGUUGGAUGAGAGCCGACCUGUACGGCGCAAGCCAGAGCUAAUCCUGCGGGCAGAGAAUGGGCUGUGGUUGCACGUGGACCCGAUCCCUGCUGAAUCUUGAUCAGAAGUUCCACGCAGAAGAUUAAAGUCUCUGGUCUUCAACCUGUAGUCUGUACUGAAAUGUGCCAAGAGGACUUGUGGCCAGGAUACUCUUUGCUUCCAGCUUCGUGGAGGGCAGGAUAGAUUGUAUUUUGCAGACAUCUUCCUCCCACCAAUGUGCCUAUGCCCCGUAGUCUACUAAUUGCUGCUUAGCCCUACUUUAUUUCUUUGCUACCAUGAUGACUACCAACAGGUAUUCUAAAUUAGAUUAAAAUCAUAUGAAAUGA